Ornithodoros turicata is the source of this 1416-nucleotide messenger RNA. RefSeq names its product autophagy-related protein 101-like (gene Atg101). Gene Ontology annotation, cellular component: phagophore assembly site. Lineage: Eukaryota; Metazoa; Arthropoda; Arachnida; Ixodida; Argasidae. The transcript has 7 exons. Bases 125 to 781 code for a protein of 218 amino acids. Gene Ontology annotation, biological process: autophagy; autophagosome assembly. The record is from RefSeq and is a predicted model, not a curated record.
GAGUACCUUGAUACAUGCAUUCGAGGAGUGAGCCGAUCAUGUAGUGAGGGUGGUCUGCACACAUUUGACCCGAUUCGGCUAUUACAAAACAGCUUCAUACCUAAAUUUAUAUUAUGAAAAAGUCAUGAAUGCACGGUCUCAAGUUUUUGAACUGUCUCUAGAGGGACGUCAAGUACAAGAAGCAGUAUGCGGGAUAUUUCAUACGCUGCUUUUUCAUCGAACACUGGGCAAGUUCCACUACAAGAAAGAAGGAAGUUACUCCGUGGGCACAGUCGGCUUUGAAGACGUUUGUUGCGACUUCGUCGACUUCACAUACGUACGCUGUGCUUCCGAGGACCUGAAUCGUACCCUCGCGAAAGAAGUCUGUGCAUUUAGCGAGCAGCUUCGCAGCACUGACGGACCAAGACAGGGACAGAUAUCGCUAGAGUUCUACCAAAAGAAGCGUGCUCGCUGGCUGCUACCUGCAGAGAGCAUCCCAUGGGAAGUGUGGAAUAUCAAGUUGAACGUUAUCACUCUACCCAAUGAGCACGAGCGACAGAAGUACAGAGAGAGCGUGGGAGAAGUUCUGGCCGAGAAAGUGAUGGCUGUUGCGGCGUCCAUCAACCGCCACGAAUACAUACCCAAGAUGCCCGGCCAGUCGGAUCUGGACCUCAUUUUCGACACCAGCUAUAGCGACGUCCAGCCCUACCUAUUCAAGGUCUUAUACCAGACAUCAGGGCCAUCCAAUACAUCUGUUGGAACAACUGUGAGGAAGCUCCUCAAAGACACACUUUCGUUUUAGCCUGUCAUGACAACUGCCACUCGAUGUACCUUAUCAAUGUAGGAAACAUUGCUGGCGCUAAACUAUAGUUCAGUGUUGAAUGUAGUUGAACAUAGUGGACUAUAGACAAUAUAGUACGCCUUGUUGGUUGAUCUGACUGUAAGCACAGUGUUGGGGGUCAUUGUACGAACAGCUAGGUUGCACGUAUCGUGUACAGCGUUCUGCUGCUUUGUCUGGGGAUGAUUUCUAGGUGGAAGUGCAGAUGUUUGUGUGGCUGUGAGGAUUUGUGCCUCUCAUAUUGAGAAACCUUACGUCAUUGCAGAAAUGUGUACGUAGAAGUUGGAGAAGCACGGUUGUAGUGACGUUAGUCGUGUCAUACUCGGAACACGUAUACCUUGUGUGCAAUUUUGCUGCCUUUCAAAAAUCGUGCUCAGAAAUAAUAGCGUGAACCACUAUGAAAUAAUAGCAUAGCUUCUGAUGCCACAACUAACCUUGUACAGACACCUGACAUCAUCAUCUGUGAAUAUGCACACACAAUCAAUUAUGCCUCCCAUCGGGACACUAACGACUCUAUUCAGUGUACAUAAUAGGUUGUAUAUUGUUCCUUUUAUAAGUAUAACCAAUAUCUGGAAUAAUAAAGGCUGAUGUUUCCAGUA